AUGGACGCCUCAAGCCUCAAGGCGAUUCUGACAUCCGAUAAUUUCCCUCAUGCCUCAGAGAUUUCCCGGGCCACCUCACCGGGUGGUGAGCCUGCCGCGGUAAACGGCAGCAGCGAACCCAAAGCCCGUGUUCGCCCGCGCACCUAUCCAUACUUUGAUUAUCUUCCAUAUCCGUUAGAGGAUGAGACAGAACGGGAAAGAACUCUGAGAGAGAUCUUGAAUCAGUUAUAUGUCUCCGUGGAGGCUGGCGAUUUCAGUCCGGGAGCUGUCCACUGGACACGCGAGCUCCGAGGAUGGCUAUCGCUGAAGUUCGACCCGACUCGAAAGGAGCGGAUCAACCUCGUGAAGCUGUACUACGAGCUUUCGCUAGCUCCCGGGAUAGAUCCCGGCGUCUCUGAGCGAUUCGCGAGCAUGUUCAUGCUUCUUACCAAGCGCAAGCACUACCUUCGACCCGUGAAAGACCUGACUCUUGACUGGAAGCCUCUCUACAAAGAACUGAAGGCCUUUGUACUCCCGACCGAGUCCGGAUUGGUUCACUCGACAAACCUGAAACGAAAUGUGAAGACGUUGACCAAACUUUGCGCCUUCGCGCAGCUGUUCAUCGACCCGUGCGAGGUUCCCGCGAUGCUCGAAGAAUUCCUACCUCACUACACAACCUCGUUCUCCGAAGGUGCUUUCGUGGUUGCGGGGUUGAUCAACCUGUUGCUUCCAACAUCGCCCGCCCCGGCGGACCGACAAGACCUCCUCCCUCAAACCUAUCUCCCGACUCAUUUCCACCUAUGGUCUCUGGUAGGGCGCUCGAAGACCUUCGACACGACAUACUUGGACUAUUUGUCACGAUUGGCUCGGGAUUCCUUGACAGCCGCUCAAAUCCCAUUCUCCGAGCAUGGUCUUUUUACAAAGGAACAAUCCUCACUUAUUUUCACGGCGACCCUACGACUUUUGGAGAUUCCAGUAGGACAGUCUUCUUCGCCUUACAGCGCCUUGGUAGAUAUUUCUUCCGGGUUGGGUAUCAUGCUUGAUCGCGAUACACGGAAGCACCCCUGUUGCCCACCACAUCGCCCGUUGGAUAGUAAUGUCGCUCUCUCCUGCUUGUCUGGAGUCUGA
Molecule: messenger RNA, 1107 nt
Organism: Penicillium cosmopolitanum
Lineage: Eukaryota; Fungi; Ascomycota; Eurotiomycetes; Eurotiales; Aspergillaceae
Exons: 2
Coding region: 1-1107 (368 amino acids)
Biological process (GO): proteasomal ubiquitin-independent protein catabolic process
Cellular component (GO): cytosol; nucleus
Molecular function (GO): peptidase activator activity; proteasome binding
Source: RefSeq, a predicted model, not a curated record